AUCCACAACAGGAAACGGGGGAAGCGUCCUUGGAGAUGUUGUUAGUGUUGUAACUUUCGCAUUUUUCUCGCCUCUGCGUACACAAUAUGUCUGUGUCAAACAACUGACAGCUAAUCUAUACUGCCAGAGAGGCUAAUGAGAAAACGUAAAGUUUGGAAGUCAUCCGGGUUUGGCAUUUACCCUGCGUCUCUGCAGUAACCAUGACUGCAGCUGCUCUCAUAGGAGACCAGCUGAUCCUUGAAGAGGACUACGAUGAGACAUAUAUACCCUCUGAACAAGAGAUCCAAGAGUACGCAAGAGAGAUUGGCAUUGAUCCCGACAGUGAGCCGGAGCUCCUGUGGCUGGCCAGGGAAGGCAUCGUUGCCCCUCUGCCUCCCGAGUGGAAGCCUUGUCAGGAUGUAACGGGGGACAUCUACUAUUUCAACUUCUCCUCGGGCCAGUCAACCUGGGAUCACCCCUGCGACGAGCACUACCGCAGCCUGGUGGCCCAGGAACGUGAGCGCGCCCAGCUCACUGCUGCUGCAGGAGGCACAGGGGCAAAGAAGGACAAAGACAAGAAGAAGAAGAAAGAAAAGAAGGAGAAGAAAGAGAAGAAGAAAAAAGAGCCACUCAAGACUCCUGGAGCACUGAGUUCAGCCUUGGGACCACUAGCAUCCCCGCUGGGCAGCCUGGCUCCUCUGAGAGGUCUAGAUGCCCCAGGCCCCGGCCCACUCCCUGGUUCUGCUCCCGCUCUCCGGCGUUCCCUUGGCAGCUCUGGGGGACUGGAGCCCCUAAAAACCCCCCUUGGGGGCCCUCGGAGCAGUGGAGCAUCUAGUGUUUUGGGCAGUAGGCAGGAGGAGAGGGUGUCUCUAUCUCUGCCUGGCUUUGAUGAUGAUGAUGGUGACAAUGAGAAAAUCUCAGAAAACGAGCCGAGUCCCCGUUGUUCAGAUCGAUUAUUGAAGAACCUUCAUCUGGACCUGGAUGCCCUUGGAGGAGGCUUACAGUAUGAGGACAGUGAAGCCAGUGGUGGAGCUCCAGCUGAGGAGAGGACAGAGCCAGAGUUGCAGGACUUGGCCCUGUCUGGAGACCACAGCCCCGAACCACCAUCCCAACAGGACUCUUUGAGGGGCCGCCACUUCCACCUGUCCUCGCUGGUGGGCAGCAGAAAGCAUGUCAGUGUGAAGAGCGCCAGUCCCAUCAGCCCUGAACCUGAAGAGGAGGUAGCAGAGGAGUUAAAUGAGGUGGUAGAGGAGGAGCAGGAGGGAGAGUGUUGGAACACAAGGAUGUUCAGAGGUGAGGUGGGAAGUGACCAGGAGGGAGGAGAGCUGGAAGAUGAAGAUGUUCAGGGAGAGAAGGGAGGGGAUGAAGGAGGAGUGGAAGCAGAAGAGGUAAGGACGGAGGAGAAGGGUGAGGUGGGAAAUGAGCAGGAUGGAGGAGAGCUGGAAGAAGAGGAUCUUCAGGGAGAGAAGGGAGGGGAUGAAGGAGGAGAGGAAGCAGAAGAGGGAAGGACGGAGGAGAAGGGUGAGGUGGGAAAUGAGCAGGAUGGAGGAGAGCUGGAAGAAGAGGAUCUUCAGGGAGAGAAGGGAGGGGAUGAAGGAGGAGAGGAAGCAGAAGAGGGAGUGAUGGAGGAGAACGCAGAGAUGGGAAAUGAGCAGGAAGAGGGAGAGGCACAGGGUGAGGAAGCAGAUGAGACAAAAAGCAAAGAAGAGGGGGGUGAGAUGGAGGAAGAGCAGGGAGGAAUUAAAGGGUUGAUAGAAAGCAAGAAAGAAGAGGAGGAGGUAGAGAGCGACGAGGUAGAGGAGGAAUGCUGUACAGGUGAUGAUGAAGAGAAAGAUGAAGGGGGUGGUGGAGUGUCAGAAAACAUGGAACAUGUUGAGAAGCAGGAGAGCACUGAAAGAGAGGAAAAUGGCAGUGAUGAGGAAGUAGAAAGCAGCCAGCAGGAUGAGACCAAAGACAGAGAAGAGAAAGUGGAGAGUGAUGAGGCUGCGGAGAGUUUAAUGGAGGAGAAAGAAGAGGUGAACGAGAAGGCGCAAGUAGAAGAGGGGAAACAGGACUUUGAGGAAGGUAGCGAGGAAGUUGUGGAGAAAUGCUUCCAAAGUGAUCAAGAUGAAGGGAGCGAGGAGGAAGACAAAAAUGACAAAGAAAGAGAUGAGCUUGAGAGAAGCAUAGACGACGAUGAAGAAGAAGAGCAGAAUGAGAGUGACGAAGAGGAGGUAGAGAUAAAUAUCGAAAGAGAGCAAGAGAAGGAACAAGCAGAGGAGGAGGAGGAAGAGGAGGGUGAGAGCGAGGAGGCUUUGGAGAGAUGCUCCCUGAGCCAAAGGAGACUGACAGAGAGUGAUGAGGAAGUGUUAGAGAGAUGUGUACAGAGCGAAGGAGGAGAAACGGAGGAAUCAGAUGCCCAGAACCCCCGAACUGCAUCAGACAGUGAGGAGGAACUCGUCGAGGUUUUUGAGACUGGGGCCAAGCUAGGCAAGAGGACGAUGCUGCGUGACCUUAAAACGCUUGACCAAAAGAGAAACACUCUUGAAAAGAGGAAGAAUGUGACAAAAAAAUGUCCCCUUCCUGCAGAGGAGUCGGAGGGCAGUAAGAACAUUGAGGAGAGUUCUUCCUCCAUAGAUGUCAAGCUGUCGGAGAAGGUUCUGGACGUCAACGACCUUUCCGGCACUGUCAGCCCACUAAAGAAAGAUGACAAAGAGGGAACAAAAGAAGAAGAGGAGAAUGAGGACGGGGCAAAGACAAAGAAGGCAGAGGCUGCCAAGAGACAUUUGCAGGCUGCUGGCAAAGACAAACCUCCAGCUCCGAAAGUUGACCGACUCGUCCUUCACCAGUCCAGCCCUUCUCCCUCCCUCUCCAGCCCGUCCCACUCAGAGCAAGGUGCCAGACUCCAACUAAAAACCGAAGAUCUCGGCAUGUUGCUGGGGCUACAGAGGCCAGAAACCUCCAGAGGCCGGCUGGUCCGCGCUGCCAACACCCAUCUCGAAGAUGCUGAAUCCCCUUAAAACCAAGAGAGCUCUCUGGAAGAUGAGCCAAGCUGGAGAAUCCGAAAAGACGGAGAGAAGAAAGAGAGUGAGAGAGAAGAGCGGGAAGAGAGGAAGAGGGCAGAGAGAGAAGAACGGAGUCUGAGAGAGAGGAAGGAGGAGAUGGAAAUGGAGAGGAGGAAGGCUGAUCGAGAGGUGGAGGAGGAGAGGGAGCGUCUGGUGAAGGAGAAGGAGAAGAGAAUGCGUCUCCUGCGGGAGGAGCUGAGGAGAGAAGAGGAGGAGGAGGAGAGGAAGCUGAAGGAGGAGAGCGAGGAAAGACUGAGGGCUCUGCGGCAGCGUCUCCUGACGAAAAGGAGAGAGGAAGAGGCCAGGCUGAACGAGGAGUCUGAUAGGACGCUGGAGGAACUCAAAGAGUCUGCCCAGGGGGAGAGGGAGAGGAAGCAAAACAAACUCAGGGAGGAGAGUGAAAUCAUGCUGAAGGAGUUACGCAUCACUCUCGAGGAAGAACGAGUAGCGGAGCGCGACAGACUGGAGGCCCAGAAGAGGCAGGACAUCGAACGUGUGAAAGCCGAGUUGGAAGAGGAGCUGCAAGCCGAGAAGAGGAGACUCCACGGAGAGAGGGAGGAGAAGCUGAAUUCUCUGAAACAGGAGGCCAAAGUCACAGAGAGGAGGAAGGAGCUCAUAAGUCCACGACCUGAACACCAACUGGCAGAGUACCACCGAGAGCUGGCUGAUGUUCUUCAGGAAGUGCGGGAGGAAGUGCAGCGCGAUCACGAGAGGAAGCUGGACCAGCUGAAGGAGGACCACAGGAGGGAGAUGAACAACAUCAGAGAGAAAUACCUGGACGAGGAGACUGCACAGAGGGAGCGCUUGCUUUCUACUCUGCAGGAGGACAGAGAGCGUCUCCAGGCCUCGCAUGCCGUCCAACUGGAGAAACUCCGCUUUCAGCUCGACACACAGAUACAAAAGACACAGCUGACACACUCCCGCAAGGAGUCAGAACUGCAGGAUCUCGCAGAUCAGAUAGAGCUGAGAGCCAAAGAGCUGAAGAGCCAGGAGGCCAUACUCCAGACCAAGGCAGCAGAUCUGAAGAGGAGGAGGAAGAAACUUGGGGAGGAAGAGGACGAAGUGGACAGACAGUUAGAGGUUUUACCCCGGCUGAUCCAGGAGAGGGAUCAGCUAAAGGAGGAGUUGGAGAGGAUGAGAGAGGAGAAGCAUCAAGCCAGAGAACUAAUCCAGAGAGCGAGGGAGGAGAGGAGUGAGGCCAAGGAGGAGGGGGAAAGGCUGAGAGAGGAGAGAGACGAAGCCAGGGAAGAGAGCAGGAGAGCCAAGGAGGGCAAGGAACGACUGGAGAGCAAGGUGGCGCUGCUGCAGGAGAGAUGCGACCGUCUCAGUUGCAGAAUCAGUGAGCUGGAACAAGGCGAAGAAGUGAGUGCCUCCCCCAGACCAGAAACUAAACAGGAGAAAAAGAGGACAGUGAAAGCAGAGGUGACGGCCCCCUCCAGUGACAGGAAAGACUUACCGCUACAUGUAGAAGACCUGGAUGACCCCCCACUCUCCCCUGUACCUGACAGCCACAGCAGCAUGGAUGAGUUCCGACGCUACAUCUCCUCACAUGGCGCAUCCAUCCAAAAAACCAAAGUCUUUCUGGAGAAGGAGAGCAGUCGGCUGAUGGAGAGGCAGGCAGCUCUGUGGGCGGCUCAGACAAGCUCCUCCCAGGUCCCCAGCCUUGAAGGAGGGGUGACCGAGGAGAUGAUCAGAAACAUCCAGGAGGAGGCCAGAAAUGUGGUGGAGCUGCAGCGGGCGGUUCAGAGAGGAAACACUCUCCUGCGGAGGAAAGAGGAGCAGCUGCAGCAGCUAGAGAGCUCUAUAGCUGAAGAGCCGCUGUUUGAGGAUCUGUCCCGGCUGGCAAGAGAAAGGAAGGUGACCUUUGAUGUGACUGAGUCUGACCUCAGCAGCACUGCGGAGCCACCAGAUGGGACAGGGGGUCAUCCCACUGUCCCAGACAAAGUCCAGGAGCUAGCAGAGUCCCUGCAGCAGAUCUCAGGCCAGCUUAACACCGUCCUGAGUGCGUUGGGUUCACUGGCCCAGAGGCAGAGCACCGAAGCCUAUGCAGCCUUCAAUCUGCCUCACUCCAGCCAAGCUCCCACCUCCGCCACCUCCACCUCUGCCCCAGUCAUGCCCCAGAUGCACACCCUGGGUCCCAGCUCCUCAGCCCCACCUCCCCCAGUGAGGCUCUCAGAGCCAUCCUGGAACUGGGCACCCCAAGGCACCUCCGCAGCCACUCCUUUCUUCAGUACCCCCAUCAGCAAUGGGCUGAGGGCCUCUGAGGACCUCAUCAACAGCCGAUGGAGCCAGAUAUUCCCCAGAGCAGCUAUGGACCCAAUCGCCACCAGCACCAUGAGGACAAGCUCAGCUUACUCAUCAUACAGUACUGCUAGUGAACAUGGUCGCAGCCUGCGGUCCAUGCAGAAGUCAGUGGAGGUAGACGGCCAGAGGCUGCAGGGGCUGAUCGACGGCAACAAGAGGUGGCUGGAGAUGCGCAAGAAAGACACCAGCAUACCUCUGUUCACUCGCUACCAGGCUCCUCCAACAAAGAGCAACCUGGUCCAGCUGGGCCUGGACGAUAACAACCAGAUCAGAGUCUAUCAUUACUGAGGACAUGACGCACAGUUCAGUCUUGCUGUAUCGUGACUGAGUCAGAGGACUUUGCAUUAUUAAUGACCGUGUUGUGACGUUUACACACAGGGCCUCAUGUGAGAGUCCUGCGCCCUUCUUUGAUUCAUACUUUUUUCAAGCCUUCAGUGCAAAGGUUUUCAGGGAAAGUCCGACCUCCUCUGCUGUGAUUGGAGGAAGAGAUGACUGCACAGGACAUGGCAGUUCAGGGUUCAUUGAGGCCUGAGGACUUUCCUCCUCCAACAUAAGAUAUAACUGUGAGCAACAGGAGACUUAUUUCAAGCACUUCAAGGUCAAGUUUACAGACUAGAGCUCUGUGCCAGACUUGGGCCACACUGUUUUUUUUAAAUGGUCAAGUUUACUUGGAUGGGAAAGGGCUGCUUCAUACAGAUAAUCACAGAGAAGUAUCCAAAGGUUUAAAUAUUGUAAUUACUUUUUUUCUUUUACUGAAAACUUCCCAGACAUGUGACUUGAAUCCAUUUGCUGCUGCAGGCAGGGCGUAACACGGUGCUUUACAGCUGCACAUAGGUCAAGCUUUAUUUCAUGACAGGUUACAUGUGUAUUUAUGCCACUGGCUGUGUAAGUGACUUGUGUGUGAACUGUGUUUUUACAUAAUUCAGUUUGGUUUUGCUUUGAGUGAGUAGAGUGAGAAUCACUGAUUUUGUAAAAGUGAAGUCAAUCCACUUAUUUUACAUCACUUUUCCUUAUUCCACAGCAGUUGGCAGCGAGCUGUUGAUUAGUGUGUGAACUUUUAACAUGUGCAGCAAAGAGGAA
Messenger RNA from Micropterus salmoides (largemouth bass), 6407 nucleotides. RefSeq names its product centrosomal protein of 164 kDa-like. Gene Ontology annotation, molecular function: protein binding. Lineage: Eukaryota; Metazoa; Chordata; Actinopteri; Centrarchiformes; Centrarchidae. The record is from RefSeq and is a predicted model, not a curated record.